This is a messenger RNA of Medioppia subpectinata, 708 nucleotides long. The record is from the annotation of a GenBank genome assembly. NCBI's taxonomy places the organism in Eukaryota, Metazoa, Arthropoda, Arachnida, Sarcoptiformes, Oppiidae.
AUGGCCACAGCAAAUAAAAGUGAAGGGAACUAUGAAACCCAAUUCAUUGAGAUGUCAGCCAUAGGUUCGGGUGGUUUUGGGACUGUAUAUAAAGUAAAGCAUAGAUUGGAUGAUAAGAUAUACGCUAUUAAAAUAGUACAAUUUCGUGAUUUUACUGAAGAAAAGAAAGAAACUGUUUUGAAAGAAGUUAAAUAUUUGACAGAACUGGACUCAGAAUAUGUGGUAAAGUAUUACAACUCAUGGCUUGAGUCCAAUCAUCUCUUCAUUCAAAUGGAGUUCUGUUCACAAAGUCUUAAAUCUGUUCUCAAAGACAAACCCAUUUUCUGUUCACAAAGUCUUAAAUCUGUUCUCAAAGACAAACCCAUUGUCUUCGAGAGACAACCGGAAGAAGUGAUUAAUAAUGUCUUUGACUCGGAAUCAUUUUAUGCCAAAGAAUCGAUGUUUAAGACAUCAAUACUAUGUCUAUACCAGACAUUAGUGGCAAUGAUGUCAACACCCAAUUGGAGACAAAGGCCUGACUGUCGGAAAGUGUUGGCUAAACAAGAGGACUGGUCUAUAGAUAAAUAUUUGUGGUUGUGUGUGGACACUCGCACCUGUACUGUUAACAACAUUGUCGUUCUCAAAGUACGUUCGCACUUGGGGGGAAGGGUGUCGGCCAAAGCGAACUUUUACGAACGAAGGGGAGAGGGGGUUAUGGACUUUAAGAAC